Molecule: messenger RNA, 4188 nt
Organism: Nannospalax galili (Upper Galilee mountains blind mole rat)
Lineage: Eukaryota; Metazoa; Chordata; Mammalia; Rodentia; Spalacidae
Gene: Cilp2
Product: cartilage intermediate layer protein 2
Exons: 8
Coding region: 102-3608 (1168 amino acids)
Source: RefSeq, a predicted model, not a curated record
ACGUCCCGCCCCCAUCAGUCCCUCACAUCCUCCAGAUCUGCUCGGUCGGACCCUAGCUAACUGCAGAGCCGGGCCGCUAUCCCCGACGUUCCGACCUGGCGAUGGCGUCCCCGCUGCCCCUGCUCUGUCUCUGCGUAGUCGGAGGGUACCUGGCGGGAGCGCGAGACGCCACCCUGGCCAAGGAGCCCAGCGCGGCAGCCUGGAGUCUGCAAGGACCGGCACCAAACCCCGCCCAGCCCUCGUCAGCCCUGGAGGACUGGGACGAGGCCAGCGAGUGGACGUCCUGGUUCAACGUGGACCACCCGGGAGGAGACGGCGACUUCGAGAGCCUAGCCGCCGUCCGCUUCUACUACGGGCCGGCGCGCGUAUGUCCGCGGCCACUGGCGCUGGAGGCGCGCACCACCGACUGGGCGCUGCCGGCCGCCGUGGGCGAGCGCAUACACUCCGACCCCACGCGCGGUUUCUGGUGCCUCAACCGCGAGCAGCCGCGCGGCCGCCGCUGCUCCAACUACCACGUGCGCUUCCGCUGCCCUCUGGAGGCCUCGUGGGGAGCGUGGGGCCCGUGGAGUCUCUGCUCCAAGAGCUGCGGGCCAGGCCGUCGCUUGCGGCGCCGUAGCUGUCAAGGCUCGUCUGGGGAUGCCUGUUUAGGGAGCCCCCAGGAAGCUCAGAAGUGUGUGCGGCCUCGAUGCCCAGGGUGUAGCUCUGACACCUGUGGGUGUCCUGAUGACAUCCUCUUGGGCUCAGUGGUCACCCCAUCUGGGCGACCGCUACCAGGAGCCAGGGUCUCCUUACGAACCCGACCUGGCACCAUAGCUACCAGUGAUGCCCAUGGAAAUUUCCGGGUGUCUGGAGUCUGCGCUGGCAGCCAGGCCAAUGUCAGCGCCCAGAUGGAUGGGUUCUCUGCAGGCAUGGCCCGGGCCCAUGCCAAUGGCUCCAAUUCUGCUGUGGUCACCAUUGUCCUUGAAAAGUUAGGGAAGCCAUACCUGGUAAAGCACCCUGAGUCCCAGGUUCAAGAGACUGGUCAGAAUGUGACUUUUUGCUGCAAGGCCUCGGGAACUCCCAUGCCCAAGAAGUAUUCCUGGUUUCACAAUGGAACCCUGUUGGACAGACGCAAAUAUGGGUCUGGGCCGUACCUGGAGCUCUCAGGGCUUCGUGAGGACCAGGCUGGAGAGUACCACUGCAAAGCGUGGAACGAGGCAGGUGCUGUGCGCUCCCGCACUGCCCUGCUCACGGUGCUUGCACCCGGUUGGCCGGCCUGCGACCCCCGACCUCUGGUACACUUGAUCAAGCUUCCAGAUGACUGCAGCCAGCCCGGCGGUGGCCCUGAGUAUCUGGACGUGGGCCUGUGUGCAGACACACGCUGCCCCGGCCCUGAGGGCUCCGGUCCUCGAUGUGGGGACGCGGGCUCACGCUGCUGCUCCGUGCUGCGCCUGGAAAAUAUGGACAUCAGCUGCUCAGGCUACGUGCUCCCAGUGAAGGUGGUGGCCGAGUGUGGUUGUCGCAAGUGCCUGCCCCGUCGGGGGCUGGUGCGGGGGCACUUGGUGGCUGCAGACUCCGGGGAGCCCCUGCGCUUCGCCAGCAUCCUUCUAGGCCGUGCGCCCAUCGGCUUCACCUCCUACCAAGGCGACUUCACCAUCGAGGUACCGCCGGCCACCGAACGCCUGGUGGUGACCUUCGUGGACCCGCGUGGCGAUUUCGUGGACAGUGUCCGCGUGCUGCCCUUUGACCCUCGCGGCGCCGGCGUGUACCACGAGGUCCGCGCACUGCGCAAGGCAGCCACGGUGCUGCUGGACGCGGAACUUGGCGGUGCAAUCCCGCUAGGCGGCGGGGAGAAGGCUGGGGCGCCCGCGAUGGGCGAGCUGGUUUUGCCGCCCCGGGCCUUCCGCCACCCCGACGGCCGUCCGUACGCGGGUCCCGUGGAGGCGCGUAUUACCUUUGUGGACCCCCGAGACCUGGCAUCCGCAACCGCGGCGCCUAGCGACCUGCGCUUCGUGGACGGCUCGGGCGAGUUGGCACCGCUGCGCACCUACGGCAUGUUCUCCGUGGACCUGCGCGCGCCCGGCUACGCCGAGCAGCUGCACGCGGCGCAUGCGGCCGUCCGCGUGGCCGCCGAGCAUGUGCGCAUGCCGGGCCAUGCCGAGGCGCUAGCGCUGUGGUCCCUGGACCCCGAGACAGGCCUGUGGGAAGAAGAAGGGGAGCGGGAGGAGCGGGGAAGACGCUUCCGUCGCGAGCAGGUUGCGGCCGCGCGCGUGCGUAGGGAGGAGCGCGCAUUCCUUGUGGGCGCGCUCACCGUGCGCGAGCGCCGCCUGUUCAACCUGGACGUGCCGGAGCGGCGCCGCUGCUUCGUGAAGGUUCGCGCCUAUGGCACCGACCGCUUCGCGCCCGCCGAGCAGGUGCAGGGCGUGGUAGUGACGCUGCUCAACCUGGAGCCCGCGCCCGGCUUCGAAGCCAACCCACGUGCGUGGGGCCGCUUCGACAGUGCGGUCACGGGGCCCAACGGCGCGUGCGUGCCUGCCUUCUGCGACGCGGAGCGACCCGACGCCUACACGGCGCUGGUGACAGCGGUGCUGGGCGGUGAAGAGCUGGAGGCUGCGCCGUCGCGGCCACGAGCGAUCGCGGCCACCGUGGGCGUGACGCAGCCCUACCUGGAUCGCCUUGGCUACCGGCGCACUGAUCACGACGACCCCGCGUUCAAGCGCACUGGCUUCCGUGUGAAUCUGGCGCGGCCGCGCGUGGGCCGCGAGUCGGAGACGCGCGGGCCCGUGUACCCGUGGCGCCGCCUGCGCGACUGCGAGGACGCGCCGGUCACCGACAAUCACUUCCGCUUCUCGCGCGUGGAAGCCGACAAGUAUGAGUACGACGUGGUACCGUUCCGCGAGGGCGCGCCCGCCUCGUGGACCGGCGACCUGCUGGCCUGGUGGCCCAAUCCGCAGGAGUUCCGGGCGUGCUUCCUGAAGGUGCGACUGCAGGGCCCGCAGGAGUACGUGGUGCGCUCGCACAACGCGGGUGGCACCCACGCGGACACGCGCGGUCGCCUCUACGGGCUGCGCGACACCCGCAGCGUGCGCGACCCGGAGCACCCCGGAGCCUCCGCCGCUUGCGUGGAGUUCAAGUGCGGCGGCAUGCUGUUCGACCAGCGCCAGGUGGACAGGACGCUGGUGACCGUGACCCCACAGGGCAGCUGUCGCCGCGUGGCCGUCAACACGCUCCUGCAGGACUACUUGGCCCGGCACCCGCCCCCCGCGCCCGAGGAUGACUCUGCCGCCUUCACCAUGCUCGCCCCUCUGGACGCCCUGGGCCACAACUACGGCGUCUACACCGUCACGGACCAGAGCCCGCGGCUAGCCAAAGAAAUCGCCAUAGGCCGCUGCUUCGACGGCUCCUCAGACGGCUUCUCCCGGGAGAUGAAAGCAGACGCGGGUACAGCGGUCACUUUCCAGUGCCGGGAGCCCCCCGCCAGGCCGAGCCUCUUCCAGCGGCUUCUGGAGAAUCCUGCAUCCGCUCUGGGCGACAUCCGCAGAGAGAUGGGCCAGGCCACCCGGGAGGCCGGAGUUGCCCAAGCCCAGGCUGGGGACACAGGUGCCCUCGUUGUGCGCCCAGGACAGUGAUCUGACCCACGACCUCACUGCCCUGCCUCGCUUUGGAUUUAUAUUCUCUGGAAAUUCUCUGCCCCCUUGGUCCCCAGACACCCGCCAGGUCACCAGGUUCCUGGGGCUGCUUCCCUCCUGCCCCUGCCCAGAAUUUAGUCAAGGCAAAAACUGGGGCAUCUGGCAACAGCGUUGAGCAGGCAGCUGUGGCUCUGUGACUAGAGGCAGCGAGGGUCCAGCCGUGGGUGGAGCCGCGGUGGUUCAGCUGAGGCCUGGGCCUCAUUCCUGUCCAGUGCCAUAGGCUCCUAGGCCUUGUCCUUUUAUUUCAAAUAUCUCUCUUGUUCAUGAGCUUUGUGGGGUUCCCUGCCUGAGCCUUCGCGCUGAGGUUAUAUUUAUUGAAAUAAAACCCCAACAGGUGGCUGGUUGUAAGUGGGUGUGAGUAGGAGUCUAGUUUGGCCCCGUGGAAUACAGGGAAGGCUGGUCUUGGGGUCCCAUGUAGGGGAAACUGGGGCUGCAGGGAAAGAACUCCAUGGUGCUUGGGAAUGUCCUCAGGGGUUUGGGGCAGGUGCUAUGGGCUCAAUUAAAAAUGCUUUCUUUCCAA